Racocetra persica is the source of this 366-nucleotide messenger RNA. Lineage: Eukaryota; Fungi; Glomeromycota; Glomeromycetes; Diversisporales; Gigasporaceae. The record is from the annotation of a GenBank genome assembly.
AUGCCACUACCAGUAAAAGACCAUAGAAAAGACAAUGGAAAAGACGAGGGAAAAGACCAUGGAUAUUCGAGACACGUCAUUGGAGUGAUAUUGGGAAUUCCAUUAUUGUUUUUAUUAAUAAUUUGUCCAUUCCUAGAAUUUAUAAAUAUUCAAUAUUCUCAAUACAUUCCUGGUAAAGCCAAAUUAGGAAAAUUUAUUGUCGAGGGUUUUGCUGGUAUGCUUGAUUAUUUGCCGAGAAAAGAGGAUAUGAAAUGGUACAAUAAAUGGUUUGCCAGCGAAGAAAGUUCGGAAAAUGAAUUUAUAGCUAAUCAAACAGAUGUGGUAGAAUGGGUACAAUCAACCAGAAGAGAAACCUUUGCAAGAUGA